CACCUUCAGUUCUAAGUCGCACGUCGUCUAGUGAAGACGUCGUUGUAAUCGCGCGCGCGCAAACCGUUCCAUACGAAAACGAAAGUUCAGCUUAGGAAGUUGGACAGUAAUUGUUUUACCUAUUAUUCUGUUGUGAAGUUCCGUGAUUAGCAAUUCAUUCUAAUUCAGUGCUUUGGGUAGGGAGGGUCAUGGCCAUGACCGAUUGCCCCCGUAUUUGUGGUCGUCGUCGUCAUCGCAGUAACAGUCGAGCAGUGAAAUCAGUGCAUAUCGUCUACGGUUUGUUCCUGUUGUCGCUAGCAGUCAUCACCUGCGUUUCCGGUGCAGACCUUCAAGUUACCAACACCACCAAUAUCAACGAUGGAACCCCGAGCGAACCUUAUGAAACCCAGACAGCUCAGUGUACCAUUACUUCCGGCGAGGUGGAAGCCAGCGCUCAAGCCACCAUCAGCAAAACCCUUGUAGGAGUUUGCGGUACGGACGAAAUGUUAAGUGCGUUUAGGACACUUGAAGCAAAGUUACUGCUGGAACUCAUGAACAUCCGUAAGAUGAUACGGGACCGCCAUUACAACCCACCACCGCUGGGACCUUCCGAGUAUAAGGCCAUCAAAAGAGUCACCACACAGGUGGACACCAACAGCGGAACAAGAUUGCCUUCAGCUCCGGAACCUUUAGCAGCAGCGGUGCCGUCUACAAGCACUACCAGCAAACCGGAAGGAUCGGCUACGGACGUGUUCUUCCCGCAGGACGAUUACGAAGAUGACCGUUUCUCGGUUAAACCGAACAAUAAUAUGUUGAAGGAGCUGCCGGACGGAAACCGGAAGCCGGUGGCACCACUAGUGCAGAUCCGCACUGAUGCGGAUGGUGGUUCAGCUAAGCCAACGGCUAGCACACCUGUGCUGAACUUCAAACCAAUCGAUAAACCCGUCCAGACGAGGUUUUUGACAGGAGGACUCCGAGACUACGAGGUGUACCGAUUCAACAACACUGUCAUUUCCAGCGGAGAAACCAAGGUGUUCAAAUACUUUUGGAAAAUCGAACGCUUCACCGAACGUCUCCAGUCCAAUGUGAGCGUCCUAAGCAGUCCAGUAUUCGUGAUUUCCGGUCUGAAUCUGCGCAUAAAGGCAACCCUAAACCACGGUGAAAAGGACAACAUGUACCUGCAGGUGGAACAACUAUCUCCGUUGGACGACGAGCUGAGAAAGAGACCGAACGUUAUCCUCCAGGAGGGAUCCCUGUACGACUCGGUGGAAACGAAAAAGUUCUUGCGGCAUAAGAUCGUCCUUCUGAAUCAGGGUGUGCCGUUUAGUGAUCUUAAUUCUCAGGAGCUGUGGAACACCAACACCGGAUUCACCAUUCCCUACAGGGCAUUGCUCACGAAUUCCUACCUGAAGCAGGAUAAAAUACUCGUUGAAGUGGUGAUUUACCUAUGAGGGCUCGUACCUCGGAUUGCUAUUUAGUUUUAGGGUACGAGUUUUGCAAGUGUGAUUUUGAUAUAUAACGGUUAGCGAAGAUUACAGAGCGUCCGUAUGGCAUUAGGUCGUUUGGCAUAAAUGCUUAAUGAUCAUAAGUUAAUCCCCCUUGGUAGAGCCAUUUGGUCCAAUCAUACUUAUGUUCCUUUUUUUUAAUGGGUUGUUUUAUAUUAUGCAUGUCAAAUGAUUGUUAUGUCAAACGACAAUAUGCCAUUUAAGAUAGCCCUCAGUUGUGGAUUGUUAAUAAAACUGUAUGCAAACAUGUGUUAUGUAUCUACUGAAUAAAACUAAUCUUUCAAUCAAUA
Molecule: messenger RNA, 1774 nt
Organism: Aedes albopictus (Asian tiger mosquito)
Lineage: Eukaryota; Metazoa; Arthropoda; Insecta; Diptera; Culicidae
Exons: 4
Coding region: 189-1430 (413 amino acids)
Molecular function (GO): protein binding
Source: RefSeq, a predicted model, not a curated record